Molecule: messenger RNA, 1158 nt
Organism: Nelumbo nucifera (sacred lotus)
Lineage: Eukaryota; Viridiplantae; Streptophyta; Magnoliopsida; Proteales; Nelumbonaceae
Source: RefSeq, a predicted model, not a curated record
AUGGGGACCGAAGAGCCUAAAGACUUGUUGAAAGGGGUGGACUGGAAAACAGUCGGUGGUGACAUAGGUAAUGGUUCAAGUGGUGGACCUGUCACCAAGAAGCGACUCCCAAAAAAAAUUAGACAAGUCCCAGAUUACUAUUUUCUCCCUCGAAGAUCCAUACCUUCGGCCAUUGCACUCUAUGGAGCAAUCUGUGCAGCUGGAGUUGGUGCAGGGAUGUUGGUUGAGAAAUGGAUAGACAAGAAAAUAAAAGAUGUUGUUGUCAUCGUUGUUAAGGGGAAGGCAACAAUCAACUUGGUGCACAAUGAUAACAGGGAAUCCUACAAUCUUGAGUGUGGAGAUGUAGCUAGGAUUCCUGCUGGAAUGAUGGCCUACUUGGUGAAUAGAGACGACAACGAAAACCUCCAGAUAGUCACACUCUUUAGGACCAUCUCAACUCCCGGCCACAUCUCGAAAUUCUCCAGCGCCAGCAGCGAAGAUGGGGAAUCAUUCUACAUUGCAUUUAGCAAUGAAAUCCUGGAAACCGCUCUAAAUACUCCAAAAGACAAACUAAAGAGAUUGUUGGGAGAGAAAAGGAAGGGAGUGAUGAGGGAGGCGUCAAAGGAACAAACUAAGGCCAUGAGCGAGCAGGCUUCUUCAUCAUCAGAGGGCGGGCGUCGGUGGAGCAUACACAAAAGUGAGACGAGGAGCCCAUUCAACCUGUUGAAGAAACGCCCCAUCUAUUCUAACAGCUAUGGACAACUCUACGAGGCCCAACCCUACGACUACCAGCAGCUCAAAGACCUCGACGUCUCCGUCAUAUUUAGCAACAUCAGCCAGGGAGCCGGAGCAAUGCUAGCUCCCUUGUACAACACAAGGUUGACCAGGAUAGUUUUUGUAGUGAAAGGGAAUGGAUGGUGGGAGAUGGCGUGCCCAGACAUCUCCAGUUUCAUAAUUCCACUGGGGCAUGUGUUCACCGUCGUUGCUUCCGAGAAAGAGAAUUUGCAGAUAAUUGUAUUUGGGAUAAACGCCCAAGAUAACAAGAGGAAUUUCAUCGCUGGUAAAGAACACAACGUGAGGAAACAGAUGGACAAGGAGGCCAAGGAGCUGGCUUUUGACAUGGGAGGAGUCGUUCUUUGUUCCUUGUCCCCUGAAGCAGAAGCAGCGCCACAAACAUGA